Messenger RNA from Miscanthus lutarioriparius, 774 nucleotides. NCBI's taxonomy places the organism in Eukaryota, Viridiplantae, Streptophyta, Magnoliopsida, Poales, Poaceae. The record is from the annotation of a GenBank genome assembly.
AUGCCGGCAACAGCCGCGCCGCCGAUUCCACCGCCACGCCGUCGCGAGUACACGGCGGUGGACCCGCGGUGCGAGUGGACAAGCACGGAGGACGCCGACACCCUCGUCGUCGACGUGUCAGGGUUCAGGAAGGAGGAGCUAAAGGUCCUGUACAAAACCCGGCGGAAGCUGAAGGUCACCGGCGAGCGCCAGGCCGACGGCGUGCCCAAGCUGAAGGUCACCGGCGAGCGCCAGGUCGACGGCGGCCAGUGGGCACGCUUCCUCAAGGUGUUCCCGGUCCCCAGGAGCUGCGAUGCCGGCACCAUCCAGGCCAAGCUGAACACUGAGAGCGCCCAGCUGUUCGUCAUCCUGCCCAAGGGAUCCACAUCGUCCAAGGACAAGCAGAAAGAACAUCACCCUGAGCGCUCACAGUCUCUCCAAGAGCUGAUGAGGGCGGAUACUGCGGACGAUGCCUCAUCAGGCAGCAGCGUCGGCAGCAUGUGGAGCGCCCAAGAAGAUCCAGGGAACGGCAAGGUCGAAGACAAGGAACAGAAACAACAUCAUCAGGCUAUGGAGGAACCGAGACAAGAUCAAGUGAUGAACAUACAAGAUUUGCCGAGAGGGGACGGUGACUCAACUGAAAAUGCAAUCAAGAACGACGAUGCUGAUGGCAAUGGCAAGGGUGAGGACAGGAGAUGGUGGAGGAAGAUCAAAGUGCUGCAUGUUCUUGGCUUCAUCCUGGUCCUUGCAUUGGUGGGUGUUGGUGCCACUAUCCUGUAUAUAGUGUUACUGUGA